Messenger RNA from Scedosporium apiospermum, 1176 nucleotides. Its product is annotated as Zinc finger protein gcs1. NCBI's taxonomy places the organism in Eukaryota, Fungi, Ascomycota, Sordariomycetes, Microascales, Microascaceae. Gene Ontology annotation, molecular function: GTPase activator activity. The coding region runs from base 1 to 1176 and encodes 391 amino acids. Gene Ontology annotation, biological process: regulation of endocytosis; regulation of ARF protein signal transduction. The transcript is spliced from 3 exons. The record is from RefSeq and is a predicted model, not a curated record. Gene Ontology annotation, cellular component: Golgi membrane.
AUGGCGACUAGUAAGGCAAUGUGGGAAGUUGAUCCCGAGACACGGUCAAAGCUCCUCGCAAUCGGAAAAGAAGGCAAAAACAACAUCUGCUGCGACUGCGGCGCCCCCUCCCCCCAAUGGGCCUCCCCCAAAUUCGGCGUCUUCAUCUGCCUCUCGUGCGCGGGCGUGCACCGCGGUCUCGGCGUGCACAUCUCCUUCGUACGAAGCGUAUCGAUGGACGCCUUCAAGCCUACCGAGAUCGAGCGAAUGCGCCUGGGCGGCAACGAGUGUUGGCGCAAGUUUUUCGAGGAGCACGAGGAUACGGUCAUGAUGGGGCUCAGCUGGGACGAGGCGACCAUUGCGGAGAGGUAUAGCGGGAGUGUUGGGGAGGAGUGGAAGGAGAGGUUGACGUGUAAGGUGGAGGGGAGGGAGUAUGUUGCUUCUGCUGCCGCUGGGGGUGAGAAGAAGAAGACGACGGCUACGGGGACGGCGAAGCCUGCUGCGCAGGCGAGAAGUGGUACGCCGCUUUCGGGGAGGAGGGAAACGGCGACGCCUCCUAUUUCCGCUGCUGCUCAGGGACAGGCCGGCGGUAAGAUCAAAGUCGACGAUAAGUACUUCGCGCGCCUGGGCGCUGAUAAUGCGAAUCGGAGCGAGCACCUACCGCCUAGUCAGGGUGGGAAAUACGCCGGGUUCGGAAACACGCCGGGACCUGCUGCCGGGAGGGGGAAUGGGAAUGCUGGCGCGCCUUCGCUGGACGAGUUGCAGAAGGAUCCGCUUGCUGCGUUGACGAAGGGCUUUGGGUGGUUUGCUUCGACGGUGACGAAGACGGCCAAGGACGUCAAUGAAGGGUAUAUCCAGCCUACUGCGCAAAAGAUCGCCGAAUCCGACAUCGCGAAACAAGCCCAACUCACCGCCGCCCAAGUCGCCCGCCAAGCCCAACAAGGCGCCCGCACCGCCAACGAAGGCUUCAUGCGCUUCGUCGAGGGCGACGGACCGGGCGGCCAAGCACACAGCGGACGGUACCGCGCGGCGCCGCUGGAUGAGUCCCGGAAGGACUUUUGGGACGACUUCGCGUCGUUGGCGGAUCAGAGGCAGGGUUCUAGCUCUAUUGGGACGGCGGCUAUGGGGAUGGGUGGGGGUGCGAGGGGAGGGGGGCCGGCUAAGAAGAAGAAGGAGGAUGAUUGGGACGAUUGGUGA